Messenger RNA from Paramecium primaurelia, 1513 nucleotides. The record is from the annotation of a GenBank genome assembly. Lineage: Eukaryota; Ciliophora; Oligohymenophorea; Peniculida; Parameciidae.
AUGUUAUUGUAUAUAUUUAUAGGAUUAUUUGUCCUAUUCAUUUACUUUACAUGUUUGAAAACAUAUAUCAAGUUGAUUUAAUUGAAAUUAACACUUGGAAAUAAGGCUAUUAUAAGAUUCUAUCCUUUAACAGGUGAUUUUGCAUAAAUACCAAAAUCCAACUAAUUAUAUGGAGAUGGAUUAAAACACUUUUAAAAACGAGUAUUUGAUAAUCCCAAUGUUAAAUUUGUAUUAAGUAAUCUUAUGCAUGAACCUUUAAUUGAAAUUUAUGAUCCAGAGUAUUAUAAAGAAGUAUUUAUCAAUCAUGAACUUUAUCAAAGAGCAGAUGUUUUAUAUCAUGAGUAUAAAUGUAUAAUAAUAAAGAAAAUUAACAUCAAGAGGAAUAUUAUAUUCAGAAGGAUAAAAAUUCAAAUAAUAAAGAUCUAUAUUGGGUAAUCAUUUUACUUAUGAUAAAUUAAAAGAAAGAAUUCCUAAAGUUAAUUAAGUUGUAUAAGAAAAAAUAAAAAAUUAAGAUAUCAAUCAACUUCAUAAAUUUUUAGUUGAUUUAACAACAGAAAUUGUUAUGAAAUCUUUCUUUGGAGGUGAAACUUUAGAAUUUAAAUUAAAUGGUUAAAGUGUUCCAGCUGAAAUCUUAGAUUUAGAUGAAGAAAUGGGUGCCUAAAAUCUAUUUAAUCCUUAUGUAGUUUUAAAAAGAUUGAUAUUUGGAAGAAAAGGAGAUAAAAUAUUUCCAAGCCCUUCAUAAAAACAUUUAAAUCAAAGAGUUGAUAGAUUAAUUGAUUUUAUCACCUCUUAAAUAAAUUAGAAAUUAUCUAAUUAAAAUAAUAAAGGAAAUGAUUUUCUAGAUAUAUAUGUAGAUGCCUAUUUAAAAUAAUAAAAUGAUACUAAAAUUGAAAUUUUAGAAAUAUGUUCCAUGUUUAUCACUAUGUUUGCUGCUGGUUCAGGUACAUCAGUAAAUGCUUUAACUAUGACAUUAUAUUUCUUAGGAUUAGAACAAGAAGCUUAAAAAGAAAUAAGAGAAUAAAUUUUGUAAGUUUUGAAUGGUCAAACAGAAGUCAAAGAUAUUCAUCUUUAAUAAUUAACUAAAUUAACAGCCUUCAUUUAGGAAAUGUUUCGUUUCAAGGCUCCUCUAUUUGCACCAUUUAUUAGAAAGGCUAAAAAGACUCAUUACAUUAAAAAUUUAAAAAUAGAUAAAGGAACUAAUGUACUAGUUCUAUUUGCUGCUCCAGGAUGGUCAAAUAAACAUUAUGAUAACCCAGAUAAAUUUGAUUAUAAAAGAUGGUUAAAUGCUAACCCAAUAAAAGAGGAUAAUGGAUUUGUAUAUAUGCCUUUUUCAGCUGGAAUGCGAAAUUGCAUAGGUUAACAUAUGGCUUAAUUAAAUAUGAAAGUUAUUCUUAGUCAUAUUUUAAUGAAUUACAAUAUUACAUUGGAUCCUAAUUUAUAAGUUAGAUUCCCAAUAAACUUUUAGAUAGAUAUUGAACCAGAUAAUAUAAUAAAAUUUGAAAGAAUCAAUUGA